UGGAAGUAUGCGAGACUUAACAGCACAAGUGACUAGUGGUCUCCUGCAGUUCCCAGAGGUGACUAUUCAAGCCCUUGGAGAAGAUGAAAUAACACUAGAAUCUGUGCUCCGUGGGAAGUUUGCUACAGGGAAAAGUGGACUUGCUUGCUUGGCUUGUGGUCCACAACUUGAGGUAGUAAACUCUGUAACAGGAGAGCGCUUGUCUGCAUAUAGGUUUAAUGGUGUAAAUGAUCAGCCUCCUAUAGUCCUAGCAGUGAAAGAAUUCUCUUGGCAGAAGAGAACUGGAUUGUUAAUUGGACUGGAAGAAGCAGAAGGGAGUGUUCUCUGUCUUUAUGACCUUGGUAUAUCAAGAGUGGUUAAAGCAGUUGUUCUUCCUGGCAGGGUAACUGCUAUAGAACCUAUAAUUAAUCAUGGAGGAGCCAGCGCAAGCACUCAGCAUUUACAUCCAAGUCUGCGAUGGCUUUUUGGUGUGGCAGCUGUGGUAACUGAUGUUGGACAGAUCCUUCUUAUUGACCUGUGUUUGGAUGACUUGUCAUGCAGUCAGAAUGAAAUAGAAGCAUCAGACCUUGAAGUUAUAACUGGUAUCCCGGCUGAAGUUCCACACAUCAGGGAAAAUGUGAUGCGAGAGGGGCGUCAUCUGUGUUUCCAGUUAGUAAGUCCUUCAGGAACAGCUGUUUCAACUCUCAGUUACAUAAGCAGGACAAAUCAGCUCGCUGUAGGCUUUUCUGAUGGCUAUCUAGCACUUUGGAAUAUGAAAAGCAUGAAAAGAGAAUAUUAUACACAGCUGGAAGGUGGAAGAGUUCCUGUAUAUGCUGUUACUUUUCAAGAACCCGAGAACGAUCCUCGUAAUUGCUGUUACUUGUGGGCUGUUCAGUCUACACAGGAGAGUGAAGGGGAUGUUUUGAGUUUGCAUCUGCUCCAGCUGGCCUUCGGUGAUAGAAAGUGUUUGGCAUCAGGACAAAUCUUAUAUGAGGGUUUAGAGUACUGUGAAGAAAGGUACACACUGGACCUCACAGGCAGCUUGUUUCCCUUGAGAGGACAGACUAGUAAUACCAAACUGUUGGGUUGCCAGAGUAUAGAGAAAUUUCGAUCUCACAGCGACAGGGAGGAAGGCGUGAAUGAAGCUCUAUCUCCUGACACCAGUGUUUCAGUCUUUACCUGGCAGGUGAAUAUAUAUGGACAGGGAAAGCCUUCUAUAUAUUUGGGGCUUUUCGACAUAAAUCGUUGGUAUCAUGCGCAAAUGCCAGAUUCGUUAAGAUCAGGAGAAUAUCUACAUAAUUGCUCUUAUUUUGCACUGUGGUCGUUGGAUUCUGUUGUAAGUAGGACUUCUCCACAUUACAUCUUGGAUAUAUUAGUACAUGAGAGAAGUUUAAGUCGAGGAGUUCCUCCUUUGUAUCCACCUCCUGAGCAGUUUUUUAACCCGAGUACUUAUAAUUUUGAUGCCACUUGUUUGUUAAACUCGGGAGUUGUUCAUAUAACUUGUACUGGCUUUCAGAAGGAGACUUUGACUUUUUUAAAGAAGUCAGGACCAUCUCUUAAUGAAGUCAUUCCUGAUGGUUACAAUCGCUGUCUUGUGGCUGGCCUUCUCUCACCAAGACUUAUUGAUAUUCAGCCUUCCAGCUUAAGUCAGGAGGAACAGUUAGAAGCUAUAUUGUCAGCAGCAGUUCACACAAGUUCUCUAGGACUUUUGACUGGAUGUAUCAAAAGGUGGAUAACAGAAGAACAACCAAAUUCUGCUGCUAAUUUGCGUUUUGUUCUUGAGUGGACGUGGAAUAAAGUGAUCCUCACAAAAGAGGAAUUCGACAGACUAUGUGCUCCGUUAUUUGACGGUUCGUGUCGUUUCAUCGAUCCACAGACCGUACAGUCCGUCCAGCAAUGUCAUUUACUUCUUAGCAACCUUAAUACCGUCUUGAGCUGUUUUGCUGCAGAGGCCCAGGAGGUCACUGAGAGAGGUCUGAUGGACUUAAGCAAUAAGCAUAUGGUUACCCAGCUCAUCUGUCAAUAUGCACAAAUGGUUCUUUGGUUCUCUCAUUCUGGGCUUUUACCAGAGGGCUUAGAUGAUGCUGUGCAGUUGUCAAGGUUAUGCUACAACUACCCUGUAAUUCAGAGCUACUACACCAGUCGUCGGCAGAAGUGUGAGCGUUUAUCCAGAGGGAAGUGGAACCCUGAUUGCUUGAUGAUCGAUGGAAUGGUUUCCCAGUUAGGAGAUCGAGUUGAAAAGUUGUGGAAGCGAGAUGAAGGAGGCACAGGAAAAUAUCCUCCUACUAGUCUACAUGCACUGCUUGACAUAUACCUACUAGACAGUGUUACUGAAGCAAUCAAGCACUCUGUUACCAUUUAUUUGCUGCUUGAUAUUAUGUAUUCCUUUCCAAACAAAACGGAUACUUCAAUUGAAUCUUUUCCCACUGCCUUUGCCAUUUCUUGGGGCCAAGUUAAACUCAUUCAAGGCUUUUGGCUGCUAGAUCAUAAUGACUAUGAGAGUGCUUUGGAUCUUUUAUUUCACCCAGCUACUGCAAAACCUGUGCCGUGGCAACAUUCAAAGAUUAUUCAGGCCUUCAUGACUCAGGGUGAACAUAGACAAGCCCUCAGAUAUAUUCAGACAAUGAAGCCGCCAGUGUCCAGUGGUAAUGAUGUUAUCCUUCACCUCACCGUUUUGCUUUUUAACAGGUGCAUGGUUGAGGCCUGGACUUUAUUACGACACCAUUCUAAUAGGUCGAAUGCAGAGGAGUUACUAAAGCACACGUAUGAAGUCUGUCAGGAAAUGGGCUUAAUGGAGGAUUUACUGAAGUUACCAUUUACAGACACUGAGCAGGAAUGUUUAGUGAAAUUUUUGCAGUCCAGUGCCAGCGUUCAGAAUCAUGAAUUCCUCUUAGUUCACCAUUUGCAGCGUGCCAAUUAUAUUCCUGCCUUGAAGCUGAACCAAACUCUGAAGAUUAAUCUUAUGAAUGAUCGUGAUCCUCGUUUACGUGAGAGAUCAGUGGCUCGAAAUUCUAUAUUAGACCAAUAUGGGAAAAUUCUUCCUAGAGUCCAGCGAAAAUUAGCCAUUGAACGAGCUAAACCUUACCAUCUGACAACAUCAUCAGUUUUUCGAGAAGUUUCUAAACCCAGACCAUUAUCAGCAGUUCCCAAGCAACCUGUAACAGGGACUGUGUUAACAAGAUCUGCUUUCAUCAAUAAUGUGUUAUCUAAAAUUGGAGAAGUUUGGGCAAGCAGUGAACCUAAAAAUAGCACUUCUCCUUAUAUUAGUCCUAACAUAGAAGAACCAUCUCCUAUAGCAUAUUCUCUCCCAGACCCAGAGCUACCUGAGGCAUUUGUUGGAACACCAAUUUCAAAAACAUCACAAAAAAUUUCUAGACUGCUGGAUUUGGUUCGUCCUGUUUCCCAGCCGUCUCAGUAUGUGGAUUUUAUUCAGCAAACCCAGACCCCCUCCACAAGAUCUCCUUUGUACCUAGCAUCCACUUCAUUGCCAUUAAGUCACUUAAAAGGAUCACAUCAAGACGCCUCGAGGGCAUCAGAAUUGCAUUUACUUGAAACUCCUCUUGUUGUUAAGAAAGCUAAAACUUUGGCCAUGUCGGUUACUUCCUCUGGAUUUGCCGAGUUUACUCCUCAAUCCAUCCUAAGGUCUGGUCUUCGAACAACACCUUUAGCAUCUCCCUCUUUGUCACCUGGAAGGUCUCUUACUCCUCCUUUACGACUUAAAGAAACUAGAAUUUCAUUCAUGGAAGAAGGCGUGACCACAAAAUGGACGGCUGGAGUUGCAGAUGACAGCAAAACAAAAGUAUUUAUUACUACACCUUUCCAUAAAUGUGGAGUUCCAGCAGAAACUGAAUGGGUGAAGAGCAAAGAUAAAACCACAUCUUUUUCCCUGACUAGUCCUGAGAAGGACCAUCAGGAAAUGGAUAUGAGGUCACCGGAUACACCCUCUCAAAGUCUGGAGAAACUGGACAUGAGCAAAGAAAACAGCAUUGCUUCAACCAGAUCAGACCAGACUACCUUGGAGUAUCAGGACGCGCCAGGACCAGAAGACUUUGAGGAUAUUUUCCUAGUCACUAAACCAGCAGGCCCUUCCACUGAACUACGUACUAAUUUAACUGAGCAGACUGAGAAGGAAGGUGAUGAAGAUGUGUCUGAGUCAGAAGGAACUCCUCCAGACCUAGAGAAACAAACUGGCACUUUAGAAGAUGCAGAAACAAAAGGUCUCCUAGUCCCGGAGGAGGCACUUUCAGAAUUUCAGAAUCACCUAAGCGCCAUUCAGGGAGCCGAAGCUUCUCCUAGUGCACCGUCAAUCCAUGAAGGGAAAAUCCUCUUUCCGGAAUCCAAGGCACCAGUUUUGGAUGAAGGACUAGUAUCUGUUGAAAACUGCGCCUCUCCAAGUAGAACAGAUAACAAUAAGCCUACGGCAGAUGCCCUCAGUGAUAGUGGAAGCUCUGGGCCUGUUACCUCUGAAAGUCCUAGUGUCUCUGAACAUAGGCUUGAUCAGGAAAUAACAUUGAACCUUAAAGAAGAUCAUGAAAUAGAAGUUGAUGUACUAAAAGAAAGUGUUGACUUACCAGAAGAAAAGACUCCAAUUUCUGAUGGUCCUCCUGAUACUCAAGAAAUUCAUGUGAUUGAACAUGAAAAAGUUGAAGCUCAAGAUACAGGAGAAGAGGCUAGGAAUCGUUCAUACACUGAGUUAUAUCCCUCAGGAACUCUUAAGCUUCAAUACAAUUUUGAUACCAUUGAGCAACAGUUUUGUGACUUGCCUGAUAAUAAAGACUCUGCUGAGUGUGAUGUUGCUGAAGUAGAUGGGGAACUUUUUGUUGCUCAGAGUAAUUUUACCUUGAUAUUAGAAGGUGAAGAAGAAGUUGAGAUGGCUGAUUCUGCAGCAUCUAACGUAUUAGUUAAAGCAGCUAACACAGCAACUGAGGAAAAACAUGUGUGCAUUGGGGAGAGUGAUAAUCAUGGGUAUGUUACCAAUUUGCCGUCUAUCAUAACUAGUGAUCAAGAGUCCCAAAAGGUAGAGACAUUACCGUAUGUGCCUGAACCAAUUAAAGUAGCUAUUGCAGAAAACCUACUAGAUGUAAUUAAAGACACAAGAAGUAAAGAAAUUACUUCAGACACAAUGGAGCAGCCCAUUUGUGAAAACAUACCUUUAAUAAACCAAAAGGUAGUGUCUUCAACCAAAUUAGUCAAGUCUACGUUUAAGACUAUUGAGGAAACCAGUACAGUGACUAUAAAUGUCAGCCAGGUAGAUGACACGAUUUCCUCCAGAACUCGCACGAGAGGACAGCGUGUCCGAAGCAUGAAUAUGAAAUCACAACAGGAAGAGGCAGCAAAUAUUGCUACUCCUGAGAUACUGGGGCUUUCAGUUACGAAGAAAACUAGGAAAACAAAAGAAAUUUCUGAAAAUGUCUACUCAGAUGUCAAAGGAAUAUCUCAGAACCAGCAAAUACCUCAAAAUCCAGUUACUCCUAGGAGAGGAAGGAGAAAAAAAGACGUCAAUCAAGACACAUUAGAAAGUAUUAACCCUAUGGGACAAGAAUUACAGACCACAGGUAGGGAAUUAAGAAGGUCAAAGUCAUCUCAGUUUUUGGAGCCAGCAACUGAAGAAGCUUCUUUUAACAAAGAAGUUAAACGUACAUCUGUUACAAAAAGGACUCCUAAAAGAACUAAAAAGUCUAUUGAAAAUCAGGAAAGUGUUGAAAUUAUAAAUGAUCCAAAAGUUAACAAAGUGGCAAGUCCUAGCAGAAGUAUCAGAAAAUUGAGACGCACUGAUUUGAAACCUGAAGAUGUAGAAUAUAAACAAGAUGGAACAUCCAGUGACCAGCAACUGCCUGCUCAACAUAGUAGAAGAGUCAAAGAGAGAGAAGUUAGUGCAUCAGAUGUGACGAAGCAGUCUAAACUUGGUACAUCACAGCUGACUCCUCAGGCAGAAUUCAAUAUUCCUACCACACCUAGGAAACGGGGUAGACCAAGAAAAAUAGAUCAAGCUGAAGAUCUAGGAUUGAAGGCUGUCGAGGGAGAGAGAAGUACCCAAAAGAGAAAAGCUCUUAGCAUUCAAAGGAGAUCUACAAGAAACACUCCAGCUAAGAGUGAAAAUACUGAUGUCGAAAAACCAGCUUUAGAAGAAUCUGUUUUAUUGCCAAACGAACUAUUUACUGUGGUGAGCUCUAAGAAGAAGCUUACAAAAAGGACCGAAAGUCAAAGCCAAAAACGUCCAUUACACUCAGUAUCAGAAGAGCGCUUUGAUAAUGAAAUGACGCACCAUGAACCAAAUAGCCAGGAGGAAGGAACGCUGGCCACAGCUGCUUUGACUAAAUCUUCCCGUAGCACAAGGACUAGAUCUAGCAAGGCCGCCUUGUUGCCAGACCUUUCUGAACCAAAAAAUGAGCCUCUCUUAUUUUCUACUCCUGUGUCAAAAGUCCCAAGAAAAGAGAAAGCUAAAAACGUAGAAGCUUCUGCACAGCUGAAAGAAUUGGUUUCAGAUUUAUCUUCAUCGUUUGUCUUCUCACCUCCUACUUUGAGGACUAGGAGAAAAAAUGCAUCCAAUAUGUCCAACCUUGUAGACAAACCGGAAGAUGAUCCUAAAUCAGGAGAAACUGUGGAAAAACAAAAAGUGAAAAGAAUCAGGACUGCAAAGACAAAAGAAGCAAGCAAAAAAACAGAAAAAGAAAGUUCUUGGUCACCUCCUCCAGUAGAAAUUAAGCUGAUUUCUCCUUUGGCAAGCCCAAUUGAUGGAGUAAAGAACAAACCAAGAAAGACCACAGAAGCAACAGGCAAAGUUCUUGGAAGGGGCAGAAAGAAACCAUCUUCCUUUCCAAAGCAAAUUUUACGCAGGAAAAUGCUGUAAUUCUUUUCCAAGUUUUUAACAUACACCCGUUUGUAAAGUCAUCAAAAUUGUGUGGAUUAUUAAAAAUCAUCUAAUUUGGAAGUAAAUAGUUUAUAUAAAUUAUUGUAAAUUUUUGUAAACAAAGAUCUUCAAUAAGUAAAGUAACUCCAUAUGGAGUGUGAUUCUUUUAGUCAUAGGUAGUUUUUCUAUUUUAUAUUAAGACUUCAUACCUUUAUAUAAUAUGUAAAUAUGGCUUAAUAUUGGAAUGUUAAAUAAAGUGUAUACUUCACAAUAGUUUGUGUCUGUAGAUUUUUGAGGGGAUUCCUGUUUUAAUAAUGAUUUUGUAUGCUAGUAGUAAUUGAUCCCAUUUUCUUUCUCUACAGUUAAAGUAUUAAGCCCAUCUUACAAUAAGAAUGAUUUAAUUUUUUUUUAAGUUGCUAUUUUAUAAUUUAUGCACUUUGCUUCUGUGAUUAAGAUUUCUAAUCAAAAAAUGUAUUUUUUUUUUUCUUCUUCUUUUUGGGUGUUAACUGUGUGAAAUUGAAUUACGGGCAUGAAAUUUUGCUGCCUUUUUGUAGUUUAACAAGUUUUGUGUAAUCUACCUCAAGUAAUGCAUUGGUUAACUAUAAUGUUGGCAUUUCUUGUUCAGCAAGCUCAAAGGCUAUUUAUCUUUAAAGUCUCUUAAUUUUCAGAGACUAAUUAUCCAGGUUAGAUUGACCGGUUCACUGCUCACUAGCAAUUUCAUAAAAGGGUUUGAGAAGGAAGAGAAAUGUAAAACAAAUCAGUUUCGUGGUUGUUCAGCGCACCUCGUAUGUGCCUGACGCUGGAACGAUGGAAAUCCAAACAUAUUUUAUAAUAUGAUUCUUGCUGUGAAGGAACCUGCUACUGAAUCACAGAAAUGUUUUAAUAUUCAGGUUUUAAAUCUGGCAAAUUUUUAUGGGACCUCAGGCACAAGACUAUUGAAGAUGGGAAAAGAAUGUGACUAAAUGUGGGAACAGGAGAGGAAAAAAACAAAAACACUGUUUGCAGUCUGACUGUGUGCAAUUAAGUGGCAAUACUUGAUGUAGGCUAUAAAAUUCAUCAAUUAGUAAGUGUUGUAAAAUAAUUUAUAGCAGGUAAUUGAGUGUAUAAUGAACGGACCAUUAAUGAUUGUCUAGAAACAAACUGCUUUUGUUGGUUAAGCUUUUAAUGUUUUAGCUUGAAGCAUAAGCAGUUUGCUCCAGACAUUAUUUUUCUACCAAAUAGCAGUACAAAUAAGGGAAAAAUGAUGGAAAUGCCUAUGCCAAGUACUGACAGUGUGAAAGUAGCAGUGCGGGUGCGGCCGUUCAGUCAGAUUAGUGAUAACUGCUGCAUUGCCUUGUGGGAAAUUUGACUAUGACUUUGAUUUAUUAAUUUUUUUAAUGAUAGUUAAAAAAUUUGUAUUUAAGCUGCUUGUCAUUUAUGGAAUAUUAAACUUAUUUAACUGAACUUGUCAAAUGCGUAAUUUAAAGAUCUAAGCAGAAUUUAGUAAGCACUUAAUUUCAUUCCUUUGCACAAGUAGCACAAUAAAAAAAUUGAUUAGAAAAAUGUCCUGUCAAGUUAAUAAUUUUUUAAACCAGUGCAAUUUGGUGAACAUAAAUGUGUGGUAUCUAUUUUUAAUAAAUUUACUUUUUACCCCAAACUUUUUCUUGCUACAGUAAUUUAUAAGCAAACAAAUUGCCAAUUCUGAACUCUGUAUUUUAAAUCCAUUAUCUAUAUUUAUAUGACCUUUUUUAAAACAUUGCUCAUUGAAAUGUGUUGCAUUUUUUUAGGAAAAACUGAAUUUUUACUCAUUCUAAGACCUAGUAUUGCAUAUCUUUUGAUUAUCAAUGCAUUGGUUAGGUUGUCAGAUAAUUCUGAACAGUUGGCUUGUUUGACAAACUUUUGACUCUCUGCUAUGGAUUAAAUGCUAUACUAAAUACCAAGGGUACAAAGGGAAAUUCUUUGUUCUCUAUCAGCUUACAGUCUUAUGUAAGUAUAUAAUUGAUAGCCGUAUGUGUCAUAGUAGUAGGGUGAAUACUCCUGGUGUGCAGAGGGAGGUCAGUUAUACUUAAUUCCUCUUGGAGAGAACUUAAAGGCUUCCUGGAGGUAGAACUGUUGGAUAUAUGACUUUAAAGGAGAUGAGUGAGGUUUGGAUAAGGGCAUGCUAGCAACAUGGGAAGACUGACUUGACAGUCACUGAUCCUGAAUAGAAUAUGAUGAUGAACUUGUACUAGGUCUUUCCCAUCAGUAUUCAGUAUUGCUGUGCCCAUUUUCACUUGGUAUCAGUUCUUUCCUGUUCCUGACAUCUAUAUUUUAAAAAAGAUAUUUCAGCAACAAGGCAUCUGUACUGGCAUGAUUUCUCAAGUAUCUGGUCAAAAACGUCAGUUAUCUUGGAACCGGUGAAUCUAAUGUUGUGGCCAGAAAGAAAGAGGAAAUAAAACCAUUUUAUAAUCUAACUUAUGAACUUACUGGAAGUGGUUAUUCCAGGGGUCUUUUUUCACUGGCCUCUAGGAUAGUAACUGCAAGUUUUAAACAGCUAAUACGAAAGAAGAAUUUGUAAGAGGGAGCACUAAAAUAGCUACAGAGCCCUUAGGCUGCUUUGUGAAAAGAUGGCAUUUCAUUCAAGUCCAGCAGCAAAAUUGAUUGGCUUAGACUAGAGUACAUAGCAAGGAAGGAAAAAGGAUGAAUUCAAGAGAAUUUGAGGAGAAAUGGUCGUGGGUAACAACUGUAUAACUGCAAUACCUCGGACAUGACCUUGCUGCAAUUCCCUGCUAAAAGCUUUCUAGUUGCUUAAAAAGAAAAUGCUACAGUUUACAAGGUCCUGGGUGACCUGGGAUCCUGCCUAAUUUUCUAACCACAUAUCCAACCUUUAUCUCUUUGUGGAAUCAGACGACCAACUUUGUGGGACUUUUUACAGUAACAUUCUCAAGAGUCUUUGAAGCAGUCAAAUGCACUUGAGUUUAAAAUCUGAGUAGCUUUAGGUAAAUUUUUAAACUCUGACCUGUUUCCUUAUCUGUAAAAUGGAGAUAUUGAUACCUAUUCUAUUGUAAGGAUUAAAUGAGAUAUGUGUGAAUCAUUGACUACAGUGCCUGACAUAAAUAUCAGCUGCUAUAGUUUUUUUGCUGUAAUUUCUUUUUAACAGCUUUAUUGAGAUAUAAUUCACAUACUAGACAAUUCGUCCAUUUAAGCGUACAAGUCAGUGGUUUUUAUACAGAUACAUAUAACCAUCACAGUCAAUUUUAGAACAUGUUCCUUAUGUCAGAAAGACACCCAUUACUUUUGAGCUAUCAUCCUCCUCUGUUUUCCCCUAUCCUCUUCCAUUCCAGCCCUGAGGAACCACUGAUUUUUUUCUGUCUCUAUAGAUUUCCCUACUCUGGAUUUUUCAUAUGAAUGGAAUCAUAUGUGGUCUUUUGUGAUUAGCUUCUUGCCCUUAGCAUAAUGAUUUCAAGGUUCAUCCCUGUUGUAGUAUGUAGCAGUGUUUCAUUUUUAUGGCCAAGUAAUACUUCAUUGUAUAGAUGUGCUACAUUUUGUUUACGGACAUUUGGACUGUUUUGCCUUUUGGCUAUUUAGAAUAAUACUGUAAACAUAUACAAGUUUUUAUGUGGACAUGUUUUCAUUUUUCUUGAGAAUAUACCUAUGAGUGGAAUUUCUGGGUCAUAUGGUAACUGCAUAUUGAAUUAUUUGAGGAACUGCCAGACUUCCAAAACGACUACACCAUUUUAAGUUACCACCAGCAGUGUAUGAGCAUUCCAAUAUCCAGCAUUGGUUGUUAUCUGACUUUGAUUCUAGCUAUCCUAGUGCGUGUGAAGUGGUAUUGAUUUGCUGAUGACUUUUUAAAAGAUUUUCUUAUGUGCCUAUUGACUGUUUGUGUAUCUUUGGAGACAUGUAUGUAUUUGUGCUUU
This is a messenger RNA of Loxodonta africana (African savanna elephant), 10707 nucleotides long. It is a transcript of the gene AHCTF1, whose product is annotated as AT-hook containing transcription factor 1. The record is from RefSeq and is a predicted model, not a curated record. The coding region runs from base 8 to 6829 and encodes 2273 amino acids. Lineage: Eukaryota; Metazoa; Chordata; Mammalia; Proboscidea; Elephantidae. The transcript is spliced from 35 exons.